Pogona vitticeps (central bearded dragon) is the source of this 1351-nucleotide messenger RNA. RefSeq names its product actin related protein T3 (gene ACTRT3). The record is from RefSeq and is a predicted model, not a curated record. Lineage: Eukaryota; Metazoa; Chordata; Lepidosauria; Squamata; Agamidae.
GGGGAGAUUGUUAGCCUUACUUUCCCCGUAAUAUAAGACAGGCCCACUGAAGGUCAACUGCCUUGAGCAAGAAACAGGCAAGAGCAGAACCAUCACCCAGGGAUGGGCGAGUUGCCACCAGCCGUGGUAUUAGAUAAUGGCUCAGGUCUCCUCAAGGCUGGUGUGGCUGGCGACAAAGAACCACGGGUCAUCUUCACCAACUUGAUCGGUCGUCCCAAGGCCAAGUCUGUGAUGCUAGGUGCUGGUCAGAAGGACUUCUACAUUGGAGAUGAAGCACAAGCCAAACGAGGGAUCCUCUCCCUCAGAUACCCAGUGGAACACGGAAUUGUCACUUCCUGGCCAGACAUGGAGAAAAUAUGGAAACAUGUUUAUGAAAAUGAGCUGAGGUUAAAUUCUAGCACAAGACCAGCACUGAUAACUGAAGCACCACUCAACCCACUGGCUAAUCGGGAACAAAUGACACGCCUGCUCUUUGAAAAAUUCGAAGUACCAGCUCUCUACGUGGCCAUCCAAGCUGUGCUGGCACUUUAUGCUGCAGGACUCACUACGGGUUGUGUGAUGGAUUCUGGUGAUGGCGUUACCCACACCGUCCCAAUCUUUGAAGGCUACUGUUUGCCUCAUGCUGUACUCCGCCUUGACCUAGCAGGCCGGGAUCUUACAGACUACCUCAUGAGGAUCCUGAGAGAAAGUGGCAUAGCAUUAGUAAGCACGGCUGAGAGGGAAAUUGUGCGAAUCAUCAAAGAGGCCUUGUGCUAUGUCUGCCUGAACCCUGAGGAAGAGAUGGCUAAAAAACCUACUGCAAUAGAAAAAACAUGGAAAUUGCCUGAUGGGCAGAUUAUUAAAAUCCACAAUCAAUUGUUUCGCUGCCCUGAGACCCUCUUUCGCCCUUCUAACAUUGGGAUGGAGGCCCCAGGAAUUGAUAAGCUCCUAUUCAAUACCAUCAUGAAGUGUGACAUCGACUUGAGAACCACUUUAUAUGCCAACAUACUCCUUUCUGGUGGCUCUAGUCUCUUUCCUGGCAUUGCUGAACGCUUGACUAAGGAGAUCACUCGCAUGGCUCCCAAAGACACUGAAGUUAUGGUACAAGCACCUCCUGACAGGAAGAUCUCUGUUUGGAUGGGGGGAUCUAUUCUUGCUUCUCUCUCUGCUUUCCAGGAGAUGUGGAUUUCUAAGGAAGAAUAUGCUGAAGUUGGGCCUAAUAUAGUACACAGGAAGUGCUUCUAGAAUCCUGUUGUAUUGAAACAAUUUUUAUUUAAGAAGCAGUGGGGAAGAACUUCAAAUUCAUGACAUCCUCAGUGAGGCUUGCAGCCUUACCACUUUUCAAAAGAAGAAUAAAAGUAACAAGUCCAUA